Molecule: messenger RNA, 8022 nt
Organism: Cyprinodon variegatus (sheepshead minnow)
Lineage: Eukaryota; Metazoa; Chordata; Actinopteri; Cyprinodontiformes; Cyprinodontidae
Gene: cacna2d1a
Product: voltage-dependent calcium channel subunit alpha-2/delta-1-like
Exons: 39
Coding region: 141-3416 (1091 amino acids)
Cellular component (GO): L-type voltage-gated calcium channel complex
Molecular function (GO): voltage-gated calcium channel activity
Source: RefSeq, a predicted model, not a curated record
AAAUGUUUCCAAACGCGCACCGAUGGCGGUGUGAAGCGUUUGGAUGAAGCGCAGGGGGACACCGCUUUGGAUUUUUCAUCACUUUUUUGCGCAUCUUUCUCAUUCUAUGAAUCGUUUUUGGGAUUGAACACAGAAAAGCUAUGGAUUACUCCCUCUGUUUGUUGGUUCUUCUGACGACCGUGUCUGUUUCGCACGGACAAUUCCCAACACCCCAGAUGGUAAAAGACUGGGUGGAGCAGAUUCAAAAAGAGUUGAUCACAUUAACAGACAAAGCCAGUGGAUUGCAGGACCUAAUAGAGAUAUAUAAAAAACACAGAACCCACUUUAGUGUGGAAUCCAACAAUGCCACAGAACUGGUGGCAACAGCUUCAAAGAACAUAGAGCAACUGCUGGCUAACCGCUCUGACGCCCUAAAGAGACUUGCGACUGAGGCUGAAAGGUUACAAAAGGAACAUGAGUGGAGAGUCGACAGUGAUCCCAACAAACUCCUUUACUACAAUGCCAAGGAUGGUAUGAAUAGGACCUCUUUGGAGAAAGAACAAGAGACAGAAGAGGAGAAGAGAAACCGGUUCAUUCCUGACGACUUUGAAAUAGACCCGACCUUUAAACGCCACGUCUCCUACAACACCACUGCCGUCCACAUCCCUACAGACAUAUAUGAAGGCUCCACCAUUAUUUUAAAUGAGCUAAACUGGACAGAUGCCUUGGAUGAUGUUUUCCGGAAAAACAAAGAGGAAGAUGAGUCACUGCUAUGGCAGGUAUUUGGCUCUGCAACUGGACUGGCUCGGUAUUACCCAGCCUCCCCCUGGAUCGACAAGAGAAGUGCGCCUGACAAGAUUGACCUGUAUGACGUACGCAGGCGACCUUGGUACAUUCAGGGGGCGGCGUCACCCAAGGACAUGCUGAUCCUGGUAGAUGCGAGUGGAAGUGUUUCUGGUCUCACCCUUAAACUGAUCAAACAAUCCGUCCACAAGAUGCUGGAGACCCUCUCUGAUGAUGACUUUGUAAACGUGGUUUCUUUCAACAAAACCGCCAAGCCUGUAGCAUGCUUUGAGCACCUGGUGCAGGCCAAUGUGAGGAACAAAAGGAUCCUGAAGGAUGCUGUGCAGAAGCUUAAAGCUGAGGGCAUCACCAACUACACCAGUGGCUUUGAGCUUGCCUUCGCACAGCUUGCACAGGCCAAUGUGUCGAGGGCCAACUGUAACAGGAUUAUAAUGCUGUUCACUGAUGGAGGAGAAGAGAGAGCGGAGGAGAUCUUUCAGAAAUACAACCCUAAGCAAGAGGUGCGCAUUUUUACAUUCUCAGUGGGUCAGCACAGCUACGACAAAGGGCCAAUACAGUGGAUGGCCUGCAAUAAUAAAGGUUACUAUUAUGAGAUUCCAUCUAUUGGGGCCAUUCGGCUGAAUACUCAGGAGUACUUGGAUGUUUUGGGUCGGCCAAUGGUUAAAGCUGACAGCAGGUCCAAGAGGAAAAGCAAGGCUAAGGAAGUUCAGUGGACAAACGUCUACCUGGAUGCACUGGAGCUUGGUCUUGUAAUCACAGGAACUAUGCCCGUCUUCAACAAGACCAAUACAGGCUCAAAGAAGUCACAAAACCAGCUCAUCCUGGGAGUUAUGGCUAUUGAUGUCUCCCUGGAAGAUAUCAAGAGACUUACUCCUCGUUUCACAUUUGGUCCAAAUGGCUACUACUUUGCUAUUGAUCCAAAUGGCUAUGUGUUGCUCCACCCUAAUCUUCAGCCACUGACUGCUAAGUUUGAUGAGCCUGUAACACUCGACUUUCUGGAUGCAGAAUUGGAGAACGACAUCAAAGUGGAGAUAAGAACUAAAAUGAUAAAUGGAAAAACAGGGAAAUACACUAUAUCUACAUUGGUGAAAUCUCAUGAUGAGCGCUACAUUGACCAAGGUCAGAGGACCUACACCUUUGCUCCUGUGAAUGGAACAGACUACAGCCUGGCCUUGGUUCUACCAGACUACAGCAUGAAAUACAUCCGUGCAAAAAUAGGCGACACAAUAACCCAGGCAAAAUGGAAAGAGGUUUCUGAGAGCCUGCUUGCUGACAAUUUUGAUGAAUAUGGGUACACAUUCAUUGCACCAAGAAUGUACUGCACAGACUUAAAGCCUCCUGACAAGGAAACAAACAACACAGAGUUCCUGAUGGACUUUAACAACUAUAUCGAUACAAGGACUCCAAACGAUCCUUCGUGUAAUGUAGAGCUUGUGAACAGACUUCUCCUUGAUGCCGGUAUCACUGCUGAUUUGGUCAAAUUCUGGAAACAGAAUGAGUUUGAACAAGGUAUCGUUGCCAGAUUUGUAGCAACUGAUGGAGGAAUCACUCGCGUCUUCCCAAAAAGUGCAGGGUUGGACUGGAAAGAAGAAGCAGAGACCUACGAGUCAAGUUUCUACAAGCGAAGUUUAGACAAUGAUCUGUACAUGGUCAAACCAACUCGCUACAAUGAAAGUGAUAAAAAUGUCCUUGUGAGCCGAGCAGUAAACCUAAACAUUGAUGGUUUUACACUCAAACCAGCUGUUGUUGGUGUAAAGUUGGACAUCUAUCAAUGGAUGGAGAGCUUCAUCAGCAUCGAGUAUUGGAAGAAUUGCAAAAAUGAGAUCUGCGGCUGUAGGAAAGAUGAUCCGUAUAUACACUGUGUUCUGCUGGAUGAUGGGGGAUUCAUGGUGAUGUCCAAUCAAGUGGACGAUCUCGAUCAGAUCGGCCAGUUCUUUGGCGUCAUUGACCCUGACCUUAUGAGAGCUUUGGUCAACUCGUCACUGUUCACCGCAAAGAGCACCUAUGACUACCAGUCUCUUUGUGAGCCCAAGAGAGAGAGCAAGGCGGCUGCAGGCCUGCGAUCAAUCUAUGUACCCACAAUAGCAGAUAUAUUAAACUUGGGAUGGUGGGCAACAGCUGCAGCCUGGUCAAUUGUGCAACAGCUGCUGGUCAGCAUCACACUCCCAAAUGUUCUGGAUGCAGCUGAAAUGGAUGACACAGAGUCUGAUGCAAUGACUAAGGAGGUGUGCAUUACAGAGCAAACUCAGUACUUCUAUGAAAACAAGGAUUCAUCUUUUGAAGGGUCAUUUGAGUGUGCAAACUCCACCAGGCAAUACCUUGCUGAAAAGGUGCCCAACACAAACCUGGUCUUUAUCAUAAGUGACAGACAACAAGGUGACAGCCAGUCAUUUUGCACGCCCAAGUUAGUACAGGAAGAACAGGCAUCUGAUGGGCCGGAUGCCUGCGAAAUGGCUCUCAGACCUCGCCACAGGAAAGGCCCUAUGAAUUGUUUUGAUCAAACCGAGCACGAGGAGGGCCUUGACUGUGGUGGGGCAUCCAGCCUGAAUCCAUCGAUUUGGCUGAUGGCGAUCAUUCAGGUGGUUUUGCUCUGGGUCGCGACCGACUCCAGGCACCAUGCCAUUCCAUCAUGACCUCAAAGAAAAGAUCCAGCCCAAUAUGUUUGCUCUCUCCAGAUGGACACGGCUACCAGCAUCCAGAGCUGCCACCCAAAGGACACGACGAAAGGCGCUCCAAACAAAAGACAGUCUGAAUUUAUUUAUUAUUCAUGGUUUUCUCAAAGCGUCAUCAUUUUGGGGGGUUGAAAUAAAGCAUUGUUUGUUGAUAAAGGUUAAAAUAAUUUCACACCUGACUGUCUUUUUUUCUUAAGCUGAAAAAAAAAAACACAAAUUGAUUUUGAUAACCAACUUUUUAACUCCAUCUUUUUUCGUUGUCCCCCUGAAAGAUGUCGGACUGCUUUAAAGUGUCAAACAUGGCCUACAUUGCGAGUGGACAGCUUGUUUAUUGCGUAUACUGAGCAGUUUUUUCACCACUGCUAAGAAAAAAAAAAGCUACCUACCCUUUGCAAUAGUAAAAUUUCUUUAGAAAUUAUUUUAAAGUGCUUGUUUAGUUAUUCUUUCUUCAGUUUCAGUUGGAUUUUUUGCAAUAAAAGCAAAGUUUUAAGAGAACACUACAUUCUUAUAGCAUCCAUCACAAAAGUCUUUAGUUUUUACUGACAUAUUCUGCUCGCAGAUUGGAAACCAUGUCCUUUGCAAUAUUUGUUUACAAAACCCAACUCUUCUACUGCCACACAGCACUUCGUUAUGGGUGUGAGUUUUUCGAUUUAAAGCUGUUUUUUGGUCUUUGCUCAGGAGUUGCUUGAAUUUUCCACCUUGAUUUUUUUUUUCUUUUGACUUAAGAAUUGCUCCAGGGUAAACGUGUUGCCAUAAUGCACAUUCACCAAUCUGGACAAUUAGUAUUGGGUCCUCUGCGGCUCAGUUGGCAAAAUUUCUAGUGCCAUCUAGACUGUGUGACUCUAAUCCUCUGUAGACUGUAGCUGCUAAAUGGAGUGUACUGUUGAAUAUAAUAACUUGUUUAUUGGUUGAGUGAAGUGUCUGUUCAGGGUUUGUUUAACAAUAGCAUUUAUAUUUUUCACCGUCACUUCUUAAAUGAAAUUAAUAUCUGCACUGAAAUUUAAAAUACAGCCCAGUUUUACAAACCCUAGGCCCUUUUGUCUUCCUUAAUUGAAGACAUAAAAUGUUGAUUGUUUUUAAUAUUUACAUGCGCAUGAAUGACAAGACAGAACAAGGUAUUUACUUUCACUAUAACUACCAGUUAUAGCAAUUGGUCAAUUUAAUAAAUAAGAUUUGUGUUGUACACUUUUCUUUUUCACUUUUUUUAUAGUCAAGGUACAUAUAUUCCACAUUCUUAACUAUUCUAUUGACUCUUAAUUCUUUAAGAGGGAGCUGAUGUUAUUUGGUAAAUCAUUGUUGUUUUUUUGCCUUGUAUUUGCAUUAUUUACGCACCCUGCAAAGGUAUUCAUAAGCUUUGAACUUUUUUUUUUUUUGUCACAUUACAGAUACAUGCUUCCACGUUUUGGGAAGAUCUCAUGUGAUUUCCCAGCACAAAGUAACACAUGAUGAAAAAAUGUGGCAUGCAUGUUUAUUUAGCACCUUAAAGUCUAUACUUUAUAGAACCGUGUUUUGCUGCAGCCAUGUUGUGAGAAAUUAUUUCACGCUUACACUGCUCGUCCUUUACUUUUUCCUUUUGCCUCCAUCAUUCUUCGCAUUAAUUCUAAUCCGUUUUUCUUAUAUUUACUGGAAAAGAAGCUUUUUCACAUCGUUAUGCCACCACCACCAUGUUUCAUAGAAAGGUUGAUGUCGUAUUGAGAUUUAAAGUGCUUUCUGUACAAAGAUAGACUAUAUGUACUAAUAGUGUUGCACUGGAUUUAAUUUACGGGUAUCGGAGUAGUGUUCUAAACAAAGAACACUACUCCAUUUUUUGGAAUCUUUUUCCUCCCUCUUCAGUUACACGCUACAUUAUAUUAGUAUAUCGCAUACCUCCCUAAUGUAAUGCAUAGAUGUAUGUGAUUUUAUUAGAAAUUGUAAAAAAAAUAAAAAAUCAAGGACUAUGAAUACUUUUUCAAGUUGCUAUAUGCAAUAUAUAUUUAAAGAAAACAUGUAUAUGGAUUUAGGUUUCACUGUAAACAAAAGUGGGAUUUGUUUUAUUUAUUUAAGCUUUUGUUAUCUCAUGAAUCCACUUACUCGUCAAAGCACUGUUUCAAAAACAAAGUAAAUCUAUCAGUUUCUUGGACAAGAACAAAAUAAACAUCAAUGUUUGCAAGCCACACAGUGAAUCAAGCUCCCCGAAAGUCUGAACAUGUUGGAAAUUACUUUAAUUUAUGUCUUUGUUGAGAACUUGGGUCACAUUUUAUAGCCAAGCCCAUCUUAUUACGAUUGGUUACAAAUGCAAGAAAGUUAUUUUUCAUGUUCUUUGUGAGUAUGUCAUCAGUUCAAUUAAAUGGCAGUUAAAUAUAAGAUGAUUAUCCACCUUUGUGUAAUUCUCUUUAGUGCCUGAUGCCUAUAAAUUAACCAAGCCAGUGUGUUUGUUUGGAAAUGCUGCCUUCUGUGAUUACUCACAUCAGAUAUUUCAUUGGGAAACGUUUGCUUACAAAUCAGGAAAUCCACAAUGAAAAAAAAAAAAGGAUGCCACUUGAAACCAAUCCUGGGUGUUUGUGGGAUCUGAUCCUGACACUGUAACCAUUUUAGGGAUAUCUUAAAAAAAUGUUUAGAUGAUUUUCAUUGCUUCAUAAUUAACUCCAACCACCUCCUGGUUUCAUUUCUGUGGCUGAAAACAUUUUUCAGCUGCAUUUAAUGUCAACAGAAGAUUAGUGGGUUUUUUGGUAUAAUGACGAAAACUAACAUAAUCACCAAUUUCCAAGCUGUUUGAGGUGCACUGUUUAUGCUUAUGGUAUUCUCUGUAUCUUUAGACUAACAAGAACAGCGAGUCUCUACACUCCUCUUUAGUGACUAUCAAGAAGUGCCAAACUGUUAAACUUGUAUGGAGAAUCCCAUUAUAUAAUGUAUGAAAUGUUACCAAGCACGACUCAAGUUUCUGCAAUUAUACUCCUGUGCUGCAUGGAGAUGGCUGAUAAGAUAUUCAUUGUGCUUCUGCUUUUUCAUAUGUGUAACCUUGGAACGCAUAUCAUUGUUGUUGAGCAUUUGUCCACUGUGUAACAACAUAUAAUCAGCGAAUACUGCCGUCGUCUUGGGAGACAGCAUUUGGCUUUACUGCAGACAGAAAACUUGAUGAGCAAGAAGUUGACAUGCAUUGUUAAAUUUACCUGGCUCACAUCUUCCAUGUUUUUUAGAUCAUACCAGUGAUUUAGCCCAUAUUCUACAAAUUGAUCAUUUUCUGCAGUAUUGUUCAAUUACUUUUCAGCUGUGUUUGCAGAUGGAAUUAAGAUGCAGGCAUCAUAAGGAUCCUAUUUUAAUUUCUUAAAGUUGAUAGUUUUAUCUGAUGGGCCCCAAAUUGUUUUUUGUCUGUUGAGACUUUGACUAAUAUGGCCAGAUAAAGGCUUUUCUUUUUUUAUGGUAACAUAUUAGCAUACACUUUCUAACACUCCACAUUAGCUAUCAUGUUCAACAAUGCCAACAUCAAAAAAUUGAUAAGAAAAAUUCCUUUUAAGCUUUCUGUUAAUCCACUUGAACAUCAUGCACAAGCAGUUUUUAGCCUUCAGGGAAUAACAGUUUUGCUUUGAGUUUAAAAUCUGUCUGUGAGCUAUUUUCAUUGUUCCAAAUAGAGGCAUCACAUAAAAACAAACUAAACUCGUUGUGAGAUACUGCACAUUUGACUGCAAAGUUUAAACAUGAAGAAAAAUAUAUUGUUUUAUAUUUUGUUUUAUGUUACACAAUGCUUAAAGCUUAAGCAUUUAUUCUAAUAUUAGACUGUAUUAUUGCAUCUUAACACUCUGUUGCACAGAGUUGAAUAUCUUGCAUCUGCUGUAAGAGCCUGAUCCAACCUAAACAAAAAUAGUCCUGUGUUAAUUUUUUAGAUCUGCAUCAAUCUACCAAAUUUAAUGGUAAAUUAUUUUGCUUACAGCAAUAUCAGUGACAGUGACAGAUCUGGUUACCGAUGUUGAAAUUCCUUCUUUUGAAAACAAAUAUAGUUGUAAUAAAGUAACAUUGACUCAUAAAAACACAAUUUUCACUUUUCCUAAAUAACUCUGUUUUAGUUAUCAUUUUAAAAUCAAUGUAUGCAGCUGUCUUAUAUAGACUGUUUCCUUUCUACCAAAGAUGUUCUAGUUCCAGUAGGAGUGUGUGCUCAGUCCUGCCUUAAUGCUAUUGGAAAAUAGCCUGCUUGAGUAAUACAGAUAAUGAAAAAGUGUGCUGAUCAUCGGUGAACUUUACUUAUCCUGUUGACCAUUACAUUAAUUACAGCACUUCACAAUGAAGGAAGCUUUCUGGAGACUGCAGCAUAGAUUAAUCAGUGAAACACAACAAACUACAGAUGUCUUGAACAGGAUUCCUGUUAGGGUCCCAAAUCUCUGUCGGGGUAUUUGUAGAUAGUGAGGCUUAAACUUGAUGACAUGGCAAUAAAUAUACCCAACACUUAAAGGUAUAGUGGAGGAUUUUGAAGAAUUUUUGAAAAGGCCCGCCCUCUCCGCUUUCAAAAAGAAAUGCACAUGCACAACUCUGUGACCGCUUCCGAGGGAACGCCUAUUAGACUCGUGCGAGAGCUUGCACAAGCCCAUUUCUCCUU